Phasianus colchicus (ring-necked pheasant) is the source of this 3141-nucleotide messenger RNA. The record is from RefSeq and is a predicted model, not a curated record. Lineage: Eukaryota; Metazoa; Chordata; Aves; Galliformes; Phasianidae.
GCCCCGGCUCCGGCGGAGGCAGCGGCGGCGGUGCGCGCGCGCAGCCCUUGCACCUGGCGCCGUCCUCGGGGCUCCGCGUCGCCAGGACAACCGGCCUCGCCGCCGCGCCUCUGCCAUGGUUUUCUCAAAUAACGAUGAAGCCCUUAUUAACAAAAAAUUGCCCAAAGAACUUCUGUUAAGAAUAUUUUCUUUCUUGGACAUAGUUACUUUGUGUCGAUGUGCACAAGUUUCCAAGGCAUGGAAUGUUUUAGCUCUGGAUGGAAGCAAUUGGCAAAGAAUAGACCUUUUUAACUUUCAGACGGAUAUAGAGGGUCGUGUUGUGGAAAAUAUAUCGAAAAGGUGCGGUGGGUUCCUGAGACAACUUAGUCUGAGAGGAUGUCAUGUUGUUGGAGACUCCUCUUUAAAGACCUUUGCACAGAACUGUAGAAACAUCGAACACUUAAAUUUGAACGGGUGCACAAAAAUCACUGACAGCACGUGUUACAGUCUUAGCAGAUUCUGUUCCAAGCUGAAACAUCUGGAUCUGACAUCUUGUGUAGCCAUCACAAACAGCUCUUUGAAAGGUUUAAGUGAGGGUUGCAGAAAUCUGGAACAUUUGAAUCUUUCCUGGUGUGAUCAGAUUACGAAGGAUGGUAUUGAAGCACUGGUGAAAGGGUGUAGUGGACUAAAAGCUCUAUUUCUUAGAGGUUGCACACAGUUAGAAGAUGAAGCAUUGAAACACAUUCAAAAUCACUGUCAUGAGCUUGCAAUCCUGAAUUUGCAGUCCUGCACACAAAUUUCAGAUGAAGGUAUUGUAAAAAUCUGUAGAGGAUGCCAUAGACUUCAGUCACUGUGUGUUUCGGGCUGUUGCAACCUUACAGAUGCUUCUCUCACAGCACUUGGUCUAAACUGCCCAAGGCUGAAGAUUUUGGAAGCUGCAAGAUGUUCACAGCUCACAGAUGCUGGUUUUACCCUUCUAGCACGGAAUUGCCAUGAGCUGGAGAAGAUGGACUUGGAAGAAUGUGUUUUGAUAACUGACAGCACCUUGAUACAACUUUCUAUACACUGUCCUAAACUACAAGCAUUGAGCUUAUCUCACUGUGAAUUGAUCACUGAUGAUGGGAUACUUCAUCUGAGCAACAGCACGUGUGGUCACGAGCGGCUGCAAGUACUGGAGCUUGAUAACUGCCUGCUCAUCACUGACGUGACCCUGGAACACCUGGAGAACUGCCACAACCUGGAGAGAAUUGAGCUGUAUGACUGCCAGCAAGUCACACGGGCUGGAAUCAAAAGAAUCCGAGUAGGCUCAUCGACCUCACGUGAAAGUGCAUGCUUACUUUGCUCCAGUUACUCCCCCUCCUUCGGUCGGAGGGAGCGGACAGCGCCUCUGCAGAUGCUGUAUUAUUCUUUGACACAAAGUGCAACCACACAGCGUUUUUUGUUUAGUUUUUUUGUUGUUGUUGAAGAAAAGAACUGGACUGCAAGUCAGUGGAAGGAGUUGGUUUCCUGACUGUUAUGAUGGUGGUGUUUGGUCAUCCAGUUUUGUGACGAGAAGAGCAUUUUUUUUUCCAGGUAAAAAGUCUUACUGUAAUGUUCAGAUGUGGAUUGAGUUGGUGAUGCUUUGGUUUGUGCUAGUGACUCCUUCCUUCUGUUGGCAUGAGAACUGAAGUGCUGUGUACGACGCGGGGGUGUUUCAGCAUUAUGGUAUUUGGUGAACGUUCACUGAUGUGGAAGUUAGUUUGUAUCUGUAAGCACUUCUGUAAGUUGUAUUCAGCAUGAGCUCUGAUGUAAGAUGGGGCUCAGGUCAGACCCGGGAUGAAACUGAACCUGCUGUUCUGUAAUAUACGUGACAGAUUAAAUAUCAGGUUUAAGGACAAAUCAGCUUUAGCAAAUGUUGACCAAAAAUGCAAGGUAGUCAUGUGCUCUUCCAGCAAAACAGCUUAUAUUUCUUCAUGAUCCAGCACUGCAUUUAAUGACAUUAACAGGACAUAAUAGGUAAUGUCAAAAGGUAAAGAUUGUACCUCAUGGUAACUAUAUAAAUACUUCUCAGUUUUUGAACUUGGUUCAGUUGAACUACAAGUUAGGAUAAAGCUUGCCCGUCACUGAAGCAGUUUUAUGCCCCAUGCCAUCAGCUGUUAAAAGGGGUUGAAAUCCACUGGAGUGGAACUUGUGCACUCUAUUGAAAUGGGCUGCCACAGCCAUCCACGGUGCUUACUGUAAUGCCAUUACUGUGUCCUCAGUCACCUCCUGGUUUGUAAUGGAAGGACGGAGCAGCUGUAGGAAGAGGGAUGCACUGCUUAUGCUUUUCUAAGGUGAGGAAUGGAAGCUAGGUUAAGUUGCAGGAACUGUGAUGGAGUGAGGACUUCAGUUCAAGCUGUUUGUCCUUGUGUUGUAGGGAUGCAGAUGGGCAAUAGAUCUGUGGGCAGGAAUUGAACCAAACCAGUGGUUUUCAAAAGCAGAAAGGCAAACUCUUCACAUUUGGGUUAUUAAAGAAGCUGUCAACUUCUGAAUAAUAAUUAAAAAAAAAAUCUGAGUUUCUGAAUAAUAAUUAAAAAAAAUAAAUAAUUAAGAAAAGUAUUAACUCUUGAGGUCAUGCUUUCAUCCUUAGUUUUCCAAUGCUAGAGGAUUAGAUAGAUGAACUUUUUUUUAUAUAAAGCAACCUAAUUAUCUGAGAUAGAUAAACUACUCAACAGCUCAGAAAGCUUUUCUGCCUAAGAUUGGUUGUGUGUGUUUAUGUUUUAAGAGUUUGGGGCCUGCGUGUUUACCAAAAUCUAACAGAAAUACUGGCUUCAUUAAAAAAGCCAUCCAAGAAGCUCCUACUGGAACUCAUAAACUUAGAGCUACUUUUUAAGACCUCAGUGACUACCAACAACGUUACUAUCCUGCUUUACCCAAUUCAGAGGUGACAGGGAUGGUAAAUGAAGAUUUCAACUUUAAGGAUAAAUACCAUGAUAGUGCAGUUUUCUUUUCUACUGCAGAAUAAGCCCAUCAAUCAGGGCUCAUUUUGCACACUAGUAGAGGAGUGUUGUUACAAUCAGAUUUCCAGUAAGGCACUGCUGUAAUGGAGAGUUUCAAGCAGAUUUUAUUCUCCACUGUACCAGGGAAGUCAUUGGUACCCCUAUGUCAAAAUGUGUUGCCUUUUAUUGGCUCUUUUUUUUUUUU